Molecule: messenger RNA, 1176 nt
Organism: Musca domestica (house fly)
Lineage: Eukaryota; Metazoa; Arthropoda; Insecta; Diptera; Muscidae
Product: E3 ubiquitin-protein ligase TRAF7-like
Exons: 3
Coding region: 128-1009 (293 amino acids)
Molecular function (GO): protein binding
Source: RefSeq, a predicted model, not a curated record
GAAUUUUCAGCUGAAAACAAUAAAGGCGCUAAGCGACAAAAAAACCAUAACACUAUUUGUGUGUGAAAAAGAAUAAAAUAAAUACAAAGAUUAAAAAAUAAUUUUUUAAAGUAAAAAAGUACAAAAAAUGCCUGCCAUUGACAAAGUUUCAACGGAAAAACAUGAAGGUGAUAUUGUCUGCAUUGCCUCCUAUGGAGAUCAGAUUUUCACCGGAGGUGCCGAUGGUAAAAUUAAAAUUUGGGAUAAAGAUUUAAAUCUUGUGAAGAGUGUCGAUGCCCACGAAUCGUACAUCUACGCCCUGGCCGUUAACAGCAAGGGUAAAUUGUAUUCCAGUUCCUGUGAUGGCUGUGUCAAAUUUAUGCAGCCACCCUAUGACAAGGUUGAAGAACUCCUUCGCUGUGAUGAUGUUAUCCAGUCGAUGUACUGUGAAGGAGAUGUCCUUUUCACGGGCGAUGACAAAGGUGUGGUGUCGAAUUGGGAAAAUGACAAAAUGAUUUUCAAAUAUAAUCUUGUGGAGGAGGUUAAAUCACUGGCGGCGGAGAAGGGUUGGAUUUAUACGGUGCGUGAUUUGGAUAUGGUUAUAUCGGAAAUUGUUCAAGGCAAGUCGGGAAAAUAUGUUACGAAGGCGGUGUUGCCGGGAAAAUCUCCUCUAUGUCUUGUAACGUCCACAGACGAUGGUAGACACAAAUAUAUUGCUGUGGCCGAUCGUACCGGUAAGGGUUUCUUCAUUGCCAGCAACUCGAUGGCGGAUAGAUUUAAAGUGCUAAUCGAACAACAGGACUGCCAUGAAAUGAUCAUCAAUGCAAUUUGCACCGAUGACACCCAUUUGUAUACGGGCGGCUAUGACAACAAAGUCAAAGGUUGGUCGGAUUUGAGCCAGGGCAAACUUAAGGCCUUGGGUGAAGUGGAUACGGGUAGCUGUGUUAAUGCCUUGUGUUGUUGUGCCAACAAUAAAGCCGUUUACAUUGCCUGCAGUGAUGGUUUGGUACGCCGGGCCAACUUUCUUUAGACCGACGACAUCUUGAUCUUUGCCAUGAAUUUAGAAUAGGAAUAAAAUUAAAUUAUCAUAGUUGAGAUUUGUAAUUUUUAAGUCAUUUUUUUAGAUCACUAACAUCUUUAUUUUGCCUGUUAGUAUUCUUCAUAAGCUCAUCUUAUUUAACAAAUUUGUAAUAAUAA